GAUUUUUUCUGUCAGUGAAAAGUCUCGCGUACGUGAAAUCUUCCCCAACUUUGCUAACCGGUCCGAUUCCUCUAUUUUCUAAAUCUGUAUCAAUGGAUGUGUGACUUGGGAUCAAUACACUUUGCAAAAUUCAUUACGUAUAGUAUUCGAGAAAAAGAAAACGCAAAAAGCAAUGCCCCCACCACGUUGGGAAUGGGUAACAUAUCACAAAUAUUCGGCGUCCCUUUGCGUUACGUAUGGCGCGUGUUGGAUGCUAUAGGAAUGGGAUUGGUUAACCUGAUGGAACAAGUUAUAACUUUAAUUCAAGGAAUGCAUCGACAUCGAGCUAGAAGGUGGCUGUUCAUUACAUUCCUCGUUUGUGGAUUUCUACUGCUGGUGUUAUACAUAUAUGAGGAGCGCAUGGGUAUGUUGCAGGAACUAGAGGCGCCUCCAAGAGAAAAGGUAAAACCUACUACAAUAGAAGGAUGGACUAAAACGACCUCACGAGAUGCAUCCCACUAUGUCAACCCUGCUUACUCCACCCUAUUGAUGAAACCAAGACACUUAUGCCCAUCGCAGACCUAUUUAAUGAUUAUAGUUUGCUCCUCUCCACCUAAUUUCGACCAACGCAUUGCCGUUAGAGAAACAUGGGGCCUUUUGAAGAACACAUCGGAAACCAAAAUGUAUUUUUUACUUGGUAAAACUCAUAAUACCACCAUACAGGAAUUUAUCAACAUCGAAAGUGAUCUCUAUCAAGAUAUUGUUGUAGACAAUUUCGUGGAUACCUACAACAAUUUAACUAUAAAAUCGUUAAUGUUACUGAAGCUAGUCAAGUUGGAGUGUAAGGAUAGAGUGAAAUUUGUUAUGAAAGUCGACGAUGACACGUUUGUAAAUAUGAAUAAUUUAAUUCAAGCUUUGAAGAAUGUAAGAAGGAAGUCUACCAUGUUUGGCAAGUUAAUUUGUCGAUCUCGCCCAAUACGGGAUUACUAUGAAAAAUGGUUUAUGCCGAAGGAUAUGUAUAGUAAAGCAAUCUACCCGAACUAUCUUUCUGGGACAGCUUACGUAAUGACAACAGACAUUGCUGUAAAAUUAUUUGAAACAGCGUUAACCAUUCCAUUAGUUUAUCUUGAAGAUGUGUAUGUAACAGGGUUAUGUGCGAAGGCAGCUGGAAUCAUACCCGAAAUGAACAACCAAUUUAAUAACAAUAAAAUCAAAUUUAAUCCAUGCAAGUACAAAACAUUAAUAACAAGCCAUUAUAAUUCCCCUACGGAAAUGAGGUUUUUACAUUAUCGCGUACACAAAGGCAAUUUAGAAGAUGCUUGUAAACUCUUAAAAAUAGAAGAUGAACGUAAGAAGAGUAGUACACUAAUCCCAAAACUAAAAUUAUCAAGUACUAACGUGAAUCCCAGUGGAAUUUAAUUUGUAUAUUUUGUGUGUUUGUUGUUAAAAUCAUGGUGGAUGGUAUUUAUGUUGAUUAACCAUAACUGCUAGCUGUGAUUGUUUAUAAAAUACACUGAUAUUUUUAUGUAAAAGUUCCUGUCAUCUUGGUCUCAUUAGAAGCACCACAAAUUAUCCUAUACUGUUAGAUUAGACCUUUUGAGCAGUUUGUAUCUUUUAUUUUUUAUAACAUUAAAUUAAAUAUAUAAAUAAGUAAGUUCUUUUCAUCAAAAGAAAACAGAAUUGCUCUCCUCUUACUAACAUUCCAUUUUGUAGUAUUACCUUUGUUAAAGCAUGACUUUUGUAGAAUUUUCCACUUAAACGAUUUAGAUGUAAAGGAUAUGCUUUUUUCAAAUUAGCAUCGGCCUGUGUUGUGUUUGUUGUACAUAGCUUAACUCUACACGUUUAAUAAAUACACCAUUCUUUCAUGCAGACAAUCCUGUCGAAACAAAUCUUGACUUCUUGAUUUGUUCAAAUGACGCAACAUGGCUUUUUUUUCAAAGUAGGUUCACCCUUUGAAAAAAAGAGGUUUGUUCUUAUCUUUACAGAAGCUUUUGCUUUCAUUAGGAAUGCUAUAGUUGCUAUCUAUUAUCACAAUUUACUGCAUGUCGACGAGUAAAACUUAUUGCUCUUGUAUUGUGUCACAUUUAAAUAACUCUGAUUUUGAUUGAUUAAGCGGAAACCAUUACUGCAAAAAUUUCAACAAGCGGAAGUGGUAACUGGUAACCUUUCACGUCAUUAAGUUUGCAGCACCAAAUAGAAAUUAUUGUUCUUGUUAUAAAGAAAUGGUGAUUGGCUUAUUUUUCCUGGUAAGAAUAGUGCAUAUAAAUACGUGUAGCACACACCUAUCUAUUGUGGCACAAUUUUGCAAUUUAAUAGAUAAUAGAUACUUUGAUCUUCCAUUGUUAGUGUAAUUUGCUAAUAUUUUUGUAAGACUGUCCAAAAAUUGCAGAUCUCAACAUUAACUUAAUGGUACCCUACAAUGGGCGGUUUCAUUUGAAUAAAAAUUUUUGUAGUGAAUAUGUUCUACCAUAAUCAAAGCGGGAAUGUUAUUUUAGCGGGGAAUGGGUUUGUGCUUGAGACUUCCAUGUUUGAUAACCAUUGUGAUUAUAAAAUUGCUCAUCUAUUAUGUAAAUACUCAUGUUUGAGUGCCAUAUCUAGAAGUAAUUAGUAAAAGUUGAUUAAAUAUCAUAUCAAGGUAAUGAACAAAAAUUAACAAGUUAUACGUAUAAUGUAUUGUAAAUAUAUAGCUUUAUUAAAUGCUGGCCAAAU
This is a messenger RNA of Photinus pyralis (common eastern firefly), 2688 nucleotides long. RefSeq names its product beta-1,3-galactosyltransferase 1-like. NCBI's taxonomy places the organism in Eukaryota, Metazoa, Arthropoda, Insecta, Coleoptera, Lampyridae. The transcript has 8 exons. Gene Ontology annotation, cellular component: membrane. Gene Ontology annotation, molecular function: hexosyltransferase activity. The record is from RefSeq and is a predicted model, not a curated record. Bases 97 to 1398 code for a protein of 433 amino acids.